GUUACAUAGCCAUUUAACACCUCUUACAUCUUCCGAAAAUGACGUCAGGUCAGUUUGCUGGAUGGAAAAUAGUGCUAACCUGAGUGAGUUGAAAGUGAAACCUGCUACACUUGAACAACAGUUUUAUCGAUUUUAUCCAAGUUCUGGCUGUUCAACUGAACGUAAAACAUAUUUGUCUUUAAUUGAUGAUGUUCUUCCGCUUUGUUAUCUGUGUUAUGUUCUUUCUCGUAUAUUUGGCGUUGAGUAAGUACAAAAUAUAAAAUGGUUUGAUGUCAUUUUAAUCUCAGGCAGUGUAAGCAUAUCACAAUGCUGUAAUUCAAUAUAUAAAUUAUUUGUAAAAAUUUGCCUAAUAAAUAAUAUUUAACACAGUUACUGUAAAACCUGUUGAAUUCGGACACACUGUAUAAAAUUCUUAAUGGCCACACCGCACCCAAGCAACCUGAGAAAUACAGAAACUGAUUUAGCACUCCAAAGCCGAAGAAGGAAUUUGGUUUCCGCUUCAAUGGUGCCGUACUUUGGAACAAUCUUCCUUAUGAGGCAAAAACCACUACAUCUAUUGUGAAACAAACGAUUUUGAAACAAACGAUGAGUAGCACUGUUUAUUACCAAAAUUUAAUACGAACACGAAUAACUUUUUACGAAAGAAAAGAACCUUUGAAACACCGCUCGCGAAAACGAAGCGGUUCGCGAAGUCGUUUAUUAUGGCAUGUAUAGCAGAAAGUAUAACAAUUGAUAAGUUAGAUAACGUUUUAAGACGCCCCAGCCAAAGAUAUCAUAGUUUUGUACAUACUAUAGUUUUAUUGAUGUCUUAAUAUGUAUUUUAAAUCACUCUUGUUAAAGUAGCGCAAUUCAGGGCCAUAGCUGUAAUGUCACUAUUUUUAAUAAAAUGUAUGUAGCUAUCAAAAGGGAAAGCGUUAUUAAGCAUAAUAUGCGAAUAAAUUCCUUCUAAUAUAUUGUGAUUUUUGAAGCGACUCAUGCGUUCUUAUAUUGUGUCCGAGAAAGCGAAACUUUUCGCUUGUAGUAACCAAUGGGUAACAAGAAGCGAAACUUCUCGCUUCCAUACAGCCAAUGGGCAACAAGAAGCGAAAUGUUUCGCUUCCAUUCCCACAACACAUAUAUAUGUAGUAACCAAUGGGUAACAAGAAGCGAAACUUCUCGCUUCCAUACAGCCAAUGGGCAACAAGAAGCGAAAUGUUUCGCUUCCAUUCCCACAACACAUAUAUAUGUACUAUUGCUGUGUUAGUAAAAGAAGCGAAACUUCUCGCUUCCAUACAGCCAAUGGGCAACAAGAAGCGAAAUUUUUCGCUUCCAUUCCCGCAACACAUAAUUGUUGUGUUAGUAAAAGAAGCGAAACUUCUCGCUUCCAAGACAAUGGGCAACAAGAAGCGAAAUGUUUCAAUAUGAACUAAAUUCCACUGUCACCAUUGUAAUCACGCGAAGAUUUAAGGUCCAUACACGCCCGACGCGAUUGGACAACGCAACGCGAUUUUUCGAUUUUCACUGAACCAUAACUUUGAUCCUAGUUUACAUUUCCCAAAUAUUUAGAAGCGCUGUAACAUUUUGAGUUAUUUUGGCUACAUAUCAUUCAAAAUUUGCCCUCGUGCAUUGGCUGUUUUAUUAACUUUCAAAAACUUAGCUUAAAAAUCGUGUCGCAUUGUCGAAUCGCGUCCGGUGUGUAAUAUGUAUGGACCUUCAAUAAUCACAAUCAAUAAUCCGCCCGGGGCCAUGCGCGGUGUCUACACGUAUACUAUAAAUAAUAUACAGAAUUGGUGUUAAAACCGUCCAAUAUCGUUUUUAUUUAUCCAAAUGACCUACUUAUGGCGACAAAAUUAAGAGACAAGUUAUGCUUUGCAUGGGCUGGCGAUUUUGAAUGUCUAAAGCGGUUUGUUAGCGAAGAUCUGCAGUUCAGAGGAACAUGCAUGGUCUCAACCUGGCGGUGACAAAAAGCUGUUUACCUUUGAUGAUUCAGUAAUAAUAUGGAGAAAGAAUAAAAACUUGUUGUAUCUUGAUGGCGAGAAAGCGAGCGAUGUUAUGAAGGAAUUAUGCAAGCAGAUAUGUAAGCAGGACGAGGACAUUUCAGUUGCUAAGCAAUCAAGCAUGCAAGAUGUUUGUGAAGCCUCGAAAAUCUUAAGCUUGGCCAAUUAAGGGAAGCCUCACAUAUCGAUUUUUUCCACGAGAAACGUCAUAUGUUCGUUUGGGGGUUGGCAGCUGUGACGUUUCUCUGUAAACAUGAUGGAAAAAAUCGAUAGUUUUUAUCUUUGCAGAAUAUAAAAAAAAACAAAAAAACAAUUUGAUACAAACAGCAGUCUACAUAUUCGUAAUACCAUACCUGUUCUAUACCUAUACAUUUAUAUUAUUACGCCUUCCUUGCAUUGAAACGGCAUGUUGUAAAAGACGGACUGGACUGGACUGGACUGGACCGGACUGGACUGGACUGGACCGGGAAAACGCGGACUGAGUCCGUGUUUUACAAAUCGCGGACUGAACAUUGAAACGGCAUGUUGUAAAACGGACUGGACUGGACUGGACCGGGAAAACGCGGACUGAGUCCGUGUUUUACAAAUCGCGGACUGAAUUUGUAAAACGCGGACUGAGUCCGUGUUUUACAAAUCGCGAACUAAGAUUGCUGCGAUUUGUAAAAGGCGGACUCAUUUACUGAAUGAACUAAGGAUGAACGGUCGCAGUAAAGUAUUGUCUAUUCUCAUGACGAAGUUCAAUGUUUUUACCGAGAAAGUUCAAUGUUUUUGAUGAUCAUUUAUGGUCAUUUGGUAGUUUCAAAGCUUGGAUCUGGUUGUUCAACGGGUUAAAAUCAGAUCAGAACUUGUCAAGUGCUCUUGACAAAUAUCGAAAAUUCUCACGCGAAUAGGCAAUGUUUUUAUCAACGACCUCACCGUUCAUCCUGCAAGCGACGGUACAUGGACUCAGUCCUGUACUGACUCAGGAAUUGCACUCAGUCGUGAGAGUUUUAGCGGGAAUUGCGGAUAUUAAUAGGUCGGUCAAGGAAUAAUCAUAUCCUGGAGCGAAGGUUGGUAAAAAUUACUAUUAUUUAUUUAUUGUUUGAAAUAAACUGAUGAACAGCGUUCAAUCUUAGGAGCACGCUCAGCCAUGUGGGACUUUGUGCCACUAAUCUAUUGUCGAGGAAACUCGUGCGUAUAUCAAGUGUGGCCGUUGCAUGUCGCACGCUCAGCCAUGUGGGACUUUGUGCCACUAAUCUAUUGUCGAGGAAACUCGUGCGUAUAUCAAGUGUGGCCGUUGCACGGUAAAUAGUUGUAUGCCUGUAUAGAUAUAGCCGCUAGCUCUUAUAGCAGAUACCAUUUAGUGUUAAUCAUAAUUAGAAGAAAAUAGAGUUAAUUCGUUUAUUCAGUUGUGUUCGUGGCGAAGAGGGCGUAUUAAAUAAAGGUGUCUACAAAUUUGCGAGAAAUAUGAAAUGAAUACUCUAAUCGAAUUUGCCUUUUAAAUAUUUGUGUUAUUAACUUUUAUUGUUGUCAUACGACGAAGUUUCUAAAAAUCGUUAUUCGAUUAUAGUAUUCAUUUCGAAUAUUUCUCGCAAAUUUAUAGACACCCUUUUACACCCGUUUUCAAAAUUACGCGACCUCCCUGAAAAAGGCAUGUAGUAAAACAUGGCCUGAAAAAUACUCUUUACUUCAAAUGUCAAUUUUAUGUCACAAAAACUGCUAAAAAUAGCAAACGUAAACAAACUGUCAAAAGACAUUUCAAACCGUAUUUAAUACCAAAACUGAACAAAAAUGAGUUAGAUACAAGCACAAUACAAACCAUCACAACAGAAAUAUGUGUCGUGAAUAACUUUUAAAGUUUGAAAAAUAACAAUUUAUCCAACCUCGUGGUUGCAAUUUAUCCUGGAAUACAGCCUAGACCUAGGCCUUCUAGUCUUAUUUAUAUUUUUAAUAUUCAGCGCUUUUUCACAGGAAAAGACUGGGACUAGGUGAUUUGGGGGCGGGGCGGAGGAAGCAAGCCUAGAAGGCCUAGCUGAUUUCCCAACAACAAGGCCAAAACUGCCCUGAAACUGCCCUGGUUGCGAAAUGCCCAUUUAUUGCGUUCUCGAACAGAAUUAUUUACAACUUAACGGCGAAUUUAAACCGAUACAGGUAAAAUAAACUCAUUUAUAGUAUAAAAUUACUAUUUUUAUUUGUAUACACAGAUCGGAAGAGCGUCGUGUAGUUUUUUAUCAUAAAGUUCGAAGCAACGCUAUUAUUUAAUAAUGUUGAGAAGGUGUAGCGAAAGCACAAAAUGAGUCAAAAUAUAUACCAAAAGUAGAAUCUUUCAUGAACUUUGUCUUAUACACAACUACAUUAAUAUAGAUUUUCUCAAUUUUGGCAAGAAGCAGUCUUGUGUUUGUAAAAUAUACAAAAUAAAACGGAUACAUAUAUUUAAUAUUAGCCCGUACAGUACUGUAUAUAAAAACGUACAUUGUUUACAAAUGGUAUAUCCGUAAUAUUUGAACAAUAAUUUCAAAAUCCUCAUUCCCAAUUCGCAAAUAUAGUUAUUCAAAGCAAAACAGUAGUCAGUAGAUUGUCUUGCGAAGAAAAGAAUUAUUAUUUUGUGCUUUCGCUACACCUUGUCAACAUAUAUAAAUAGUGUUGCUUCAAACAUUAUGAUAAAAACCCCGAUUUUCUAGACGUGUAUACAAAUAAAAAUAGUAAGUUUAUACUAUAAAUGAGUUUAUUUUACCUGUAUCGGUUUAAAUUCGCUGUUAUAAGUUGCAAAUAAUUCUGUUUGAGAACGCAACAAUUGGGCAUUUCGCAAUCAGGGCAGUUUCAGGGCAGUUUUGGCCUUGUUGUUGGGAAAUCCACUAGGCCUUCUAUUUUUUCGCUUGCGUCAGGCUUGUGUCCUUCCUCCGCCCCGCCCCCAAAUCACCUAGUCCCAGUCUUUUCAUGUGAAAAAGCGCUGAAUAUUAAAAAUAUAUAAAUAAAAAUAGAAGGCCUAGGUCUAGGCUGCCUGGAAUAUAGGUGUCAGUAUAAAACACGCGCGCGCUAGAACGGUGAUCAGGGAUGCCGGAAGUUGCUGAGGGCAAGGGGUGCAAUUGGUUAACAAAAGGGCAUACUCCAUAACAAAAGGCACCAAUGAAAAUGAAAGUGCGUCAUGAUCCAACAUUCGUGUCGACCUCCCUCCCCGUCACCAAUUUUUUCGGACCGAAUACAAUUAUUUAGGCACAAUUCCUCCGUAAUGCUUCAAUAAAAAAUCCAUAAGUAAUGCUUUCCGUUUCACCUUUCGCCAAAUGGAUAACAACUUUGCCGAAUUCCUGACGACUGCGGGGUGGAACACCCCCACACACAGCCUCAAGCGACGUUUAAUUCUGUCUGCUGUAAAAGUUUUGUGCACCCGAUACACCCAUUGAGUCUGCACCCGCACUGCACCCACAAAGUUGAAAAGGCAAGGGGUGCACUUGCACCCGCUGCACCCGUGGUUCCGGCUCCCUGACGGUGAUGUUAUGAUUUUGUUUGUGCUUAAAUUUUGCAAUAAUUCCCACUAAAAAGUAUCUUGAAGUCAUUGUAAGCCUGUUUAUAUAAAGCAUACAAAGUAUAUACAUCGGACAAGGAACUGCAAAACUCAAAGUUUAAACUUCGUGUAGUUCGUGACCGAAUGACAUAAAACUGACAUGUCAACUCUAGCAUUUUCGUCCUUGAUCGCGUAAUUUUGAAAACGGGUGAAAACGUUUGAAAACUCUUCGCCACGAGCGCAAAAUAAACAAAUUAACUCUAUUUUAAGUCUAAUUAUGAGUAACACUAAAUGGUAUCUGCUAUAAGAGCUAUAAUAUCCAGGAGCGAAACUAGCCCCUUUUAAUUCGGGGGGUGUCUGCCAAUUCCUGUUAAAACAUGGCUUAAACCCUUGUUUUUGGCAAUAUAAAUUCUAUAAAUUCCCUCAACCUCGUACCCAGGGCUUCUGCGCUUAUUGCUCUCAGAAGCCCUGGGAUAAUCCAACUCAGAACGUGAUUUGAUUGGUCAAUGCGAAUUUUGGCAACAUGGCUGCUAUCACAGGGAGUGUAUACAAAAGUUAAAUGCUGGUUUUUGCAUGAAAAUACUUCCUUAAAUCAAAUUCUGGGCUAUUUUGAAAAGAGCAAAAGAAGAAAUGGACUAUUUGUAUUUGUAAAUAAGCAAGAAUGGCGAACAGAGUAAAAAAAUUAACAUAAUAAAGCGAAACAUUUCUCGUUCGAAAAUUGAAAUUUCAAUUAUAAAUCUACAACUUCAACCACGAUAUUCAAUGUAAAUAUUACAUAAUAAAGUUUUUAAUACCUUUUUUACCUUUAUUUGAUAAAUUGCGUGUUCUACAUUAUUGCAUUUUGUAUUGGAGUAGGAUAAAUUAUGAAUUAUACACAAAUAUUUAAAUUUACAAAUUAUUCCCAAUUUGAGGAUGCUGGGUGCACUGGCUCAGAGUUUGUAUUAGUGCCUAUUUAUUAUUGAUUAUUAGUGCCUCUAAAUCUCUAAUGUACAAACAUUGUAAUCUGUCACUUAAUACCAUAAAGAAACUGUUGAUAGCACAUAUAUUAAAUGACUAUUAAUCAAAAUGAACUAAAUUUCGACCAUUAUAUACUUAGCAUAUUUCCCCCAAUAUUGAGGGAAUAAUUUCUCCUAUUUAUUUUUAUAAUAAGCCAAUAUUGCUCAACUGUGAAGUCAAUAUUGCCCGACUGGCCUAGUCUGCCCAACAAUUGAGCCCCGCCCUGUACGCCUAUGACCAGGCCUACAGGUGGACCCCCAACAUGAUUGGUCACAAUUUUUAUUUCUCCAAAAUUUCCCCUCCCCAUGUACAAGGAUUGACAGUUUGAUUAGAUUGAAAAAAAAAACACAGUUAUAUUGGGUCAUUCCAGAAAACACCCAUACCACUCCCACAGAGGAAAUUGAAAGUUAAUCCCUCAUACCCCUUUGGAUGUCCUAAUACAUUUAUUAUUAUCAGAAACAAUUUUUCCCCCCUCCCCCUCUGAACGGCAGAAAUUUCCUCUGUGGGGGGAGUGUGGAUAUUUUCUGGAACGACCUAUUUGAGAAAUGCUUUUGCACAAAUUUUAAAUUUUCUUACAAUUUUCUUGUAUGUCAGAACACUGUUCUAAGUUGCAACUAAAAUUCAGAGGUCUAAAAGGCUCAAGUCAAUUCCAGUGGUGUAACCAGAGGGGGGGGGGGGGGUCAAAAUAUUUUAAAUGUUCUGAACUUGUUUGUAAUUAAUUAGAGUUGAACAUGUGUUAACUGCAAGGUUAUUUCAAAUCACCAAAACACAUUAAAAUAGCCCCCCAAAAUGGCACUUUAUUAACUAGAAUUUAAAAAGUCUACAUUGUACUAUAUUAUACAUGGAUAGCUUGGGAGUCCAAAUAUAUUUUUACAUACUAACAAACUUUAUUCAAACUAGUGCAGGCCCCUCCUGGGGAUUUCAGUCCCCCUUGAAGGCCUUAAUUAGAAAUUCUGGCUACAUCACUGCUCAAUUCCAUUGCCAAUGAUGGUGUUAGCAUGAUUAGACAGAGUAGGUUAACAAACUAGUGUGUAUUAUGAGAUAAUCCAUUGAACACCAAUGAUCUAUCCCAACAUAUAAAAUCAUCUGGUGCAGUGGUGGAUCCAGCAAAGUUUUUUUGGGGGGUGCUAACCAAUGGCGAAACGAGCGCCGAAGGCGCGAGAUUUCUAGGGUGGUCCGGGGGCAUACUACCACGGAAAAUUUUUAAAAUUUGGGUCUCUGAAAUGGCAUUUCCAGCAUUCUGAGAAAACAUUCUGGAAAAUUUUUAGAUUCUCAAAACAUUUAAAAAUUCAGAAUAUUUAAUAUUGGCUAUUCCACUAUUGUCAACUAGUGAUACGCAACUGAAUUCCUUAACAUAAGUUGGUUAGAAUUAGGAUAAACAUCAUUUUUGCACCCCCCCCCCCCAUGCACCCCUGUUGACCAGAGCCUGGGGGGGGGGGUGCACACCAGAGUAAAAUAAAAAGUAAGACACAAUGUAUAACUUAAUAGGUAAGGUUAAUGGCCAGAACUAAAUGAUAAACAAUAUUUUAUAAUAAACCCAAAUUAGUUCAGCACCAUUGGUUCUUAUAACACUGUUCAUUCCAAUACUAGAACAUCAGCAAUUAACAAAAGUUGGAGUUUCAUCCGAUGACAUGUAUGCUUCUAACCAUGCUGUCCAUGCAGCUAUCUGACAGUUUUUAAUUUUCAGCAUUGAUUCCCAAAGCCAUUAUUCUCAAGAUUUGCCAAAAAGGUUUUCCAAAUAUUAAAGUACAGAAUUAUAUUACAUCACUCAUCACUGUUCAUUUUACAUUCUUCAAGUAGAUGCAUGUUUACAGUACAGUAUAUCUUGUGCAUUUAUAAUUAAAUCUUGCAAUAUCUUGUUCAAAACCCUCAAAUCCAAGAUAAUCGGCAGCCAGCCAUGUUACCAGUAAGAUUUCUAGUCUGUUAAUUUUGAAAUGACCAAGGUUGUACUCGAAUAUAAAUAUUUAUACUUUAAUUAUUGAAUAGCCCCUGUAUAUCGCUGACAAGGUAUGCUGUUGUCGCGAUAUAAGAUGUUCUUUUGCUCGCCAAAGGGCUAAUUUUACGCAUAAUUGUAUCUCUAAAUUGAUCAUUCCUGACUUUAAAUUCCAAAAGCCACGCGAGAAGCAGUUUAAGACGUCUUUACAAGUCCAAAUAUAUCAUAAAUUGCAACAAAUAAUCCAUUCUCACUCCUUGCGUAAAAAUAUGCCCAGUCAGCGUUUUUAGCUGGAGGUACUGUUUACUUCCGCUUCCGGGGGCACCACUGUUCUAUGGUGUUCCGGUUUGGAUUAUCCCAGGGCUUCUGAGAGCAAUAAGCGCAGAAGCCCUGGGUACGAGGUUGUAAAUUCCCUCUGAAAGCCCUGUAAAUUACUUAACUCAACAUUCUAUCAUUUAAUUAAAAUCUUUGAUUUAUUCAAAACAAUAAAUAAUAGUAAUUUUUACCAACCUUAGCUCCAGGAUAUGAUUAUUCCCUGACCAACCUAUUAAUAUCCGCAAUUCCCGCCAAAACUCUCACGACUGAGUGCAAUUCCCGCCAAAACUUUUACGACUGAGUCAGUACAGGACUGAGUCCAUCGGUACCGUCGCUUGCAGGAUGAACGGUCGUUGAUAAAAACAUUGCCUAUUCGCGUGAGAAUCUUCGAUAUUUGUCAAGAGUACUUGACAGGUUCUGAUCUGAUUUUAACCCGUUGAACAACCAGAUCCAAGCUUUGAAACCACCAAAUGACCAUAAAUGAUCAUCAAAAACAUUGAACUUUCUCGGUAAAAACAUUGAACUUUGUCAUGAGAAUAGACAAUACUUUACUGCGACCGUUCAUCCUUAGUUCAUUCAGUAAAUGAGUCCGCCUUUUACAAAUCGCAGCCCGCGAUUUGUAAAACACGGACUCAGUCCACGUUUUACAAAUCUUAGUUCGCGAUUUGUAAAACACGGACUCAGUCCGUGUUUUCCCGGUCCAGUCCAGUCUCAGUCCUACGUUUUACAAAUCUUAGUUCGCGAUUUGUAAAACACGGACUCAGUCCGUGUUUUCCCGGUCCAGUCCAGUCCAGUCCGGUCCAGUCCAGUCCAGUCCGGUCCAGUCCAGUCCAGUCCGUCUUUUACAACAUGCCCAUUGAAACACUCAAAUUUCUUUUACAACAUGCCCAUUGAAACACUCAAAUUUCAAGAAAAACGCGCUAAAAUUAUCAAUAUUUCAUGCAAAAAAAGCUGUUUUGAGAAACGUUGGAAAUUUUGAAGUUCUAUAUAUAUUCAUAUAUAUAUAUUAAUAAAAAGAGUAUGUCAGCAGAAGAUGACCUAUUCCUCGCGGAAGCAUCGCCAAUAGCCGACCGAAAAAAAUAGUAGAAAAUUACCUUAUGUGUACUCAUAGUGUACUGUAAGAACAAAAUAUCGAUAACUAUGUGUGACGUUUCUAAGGGGGGGUGGGGGGGUCUCCAGAGAAACGAACAUAUGACGUUUCUCAUGGACAAAAUCGAUAUGUGAGGCUUCCCUAACCAAUUCCGAAGCGAUCCAAGCUAUAUCGGAAUCGAUUUCUAACAUAGUACCAGUAAUUCGCCAAUUUCAAGAGUUUAUGGAUAGAAAUAAAAAGAUUCUCGAUGAUGAAUUUCGGACUGAGCCAACAAUUAUAACGAACGAGUCUUUUGAAUAUGCAAAUCGGGAAAACAUCUGAGUAAUGGUAAUAAAGCUAUGUAUGCAGCCCAAUAGUCUGUAGAGCUCAGUAGCUCACUUGGUGUCUUUUAAUUUUCAAGGAAAUUUUGAUACAAAAAUAGAAUUUCAAGGAAGAAAAAAAGAAUAUAUAAGGAAUUUUUGAGAAAUGUUUUGAAGAUUUCUAUAGCAAUCGUUUUGAUAUAAUAUUACUUUCCAUUGCUUUUAAGCACUGUGCGUGUCCACGUGGAAAAGUACAAAACAAGCUCAUCGAUCACUCGAUCAGGAGCAUGUGACCAAGUCAUAUUGAAUUAAACUAAAUAGGCUACCCGCUUUUACAGGCGGAAAUCACUAAAUCAGCAGUGCGAGCGAGCUACCGCAUGUUAUUAAACUAUGAAAUAUUCAUGAAGUAUGUGGACGAAGAUUAUAUCAAUCACUCUACUACUACAGGGUGUAUAAAAAAAAACAGAACAGAUUUGAAAUUGCUUUCAAUUUCGCAAAACAGCUAUUAGUAUCCUGUUUUUGAUAUAUAUGGCUUCUUUGGGUACUUAUAAUGUAGAAUAAUGAAAAAAUUUCGCGAACACAAAUUUUGUAAUUUCGCAAAACAGCUAUUAGUAUCCUGUUUUUGAUAUAUAUGGCUUCUUUGGGUACUUAUAAUGUAGAAUAUUGAACCAGGCUGGGGGUGUCUUUUCCGACAAACUAAAAAUGGCUUGCGCACGCGAUUUAAAAGCUAUAAUCGUAUUUUGAGUUAAUGGAUGAAAAAUCUGUUGGGUGUUUAAUUGCUGCACGAAAUUUCAGAAAUUGGCUUCAGUUUAAGCCCUUCAACUAUCCACGCAAACUUACAUUUUUCCUAAAAAAUCAGCAAAUUAAUGCAUUUGCCCAAUUUGCAUAUGUCAGCAAUAUGCAAAUUAGGUAAAGACAUAAUUAUAAUAAGCAUGCGAAAGACUGAUUUUUAGGAAAAAAUGGAUAGUUAAAGGGCUUAAACUAAAGCAAAUUGUCUGAUAUUUUGUACAGUAAUUAAAAACCCAACAAAUUUUCCAUCCAUUAACUCAAAAUAGUGAUCGAUGGGCUUGUUUUGUACUUUUCCACGUGGACACAGUGCUUAAUUAAAAGCAAUGGAAAGUAAUAUUAUAUCAAAACGAGUUGCUAUAGAAAUCUUCAAAACAUUUCUCAAAAAUUCCUUAGAUAUUCUUUUUUUCUUCCUUGAAACUCUAUUUUUAUGUCAAAAUAUCCUUGAAAAUUAAAAGGGACCAAGUGAGCUACUAAGCUCUACAGUCACAGGAACGCUAUCUCGAAGCAGCACAUAUACAAGCUUUAGAAGUUAUUUUUCCUAUUAGAUGAACCUCAUAAUCAAUAUUUUCAUCAAAAGCCUUCGAUUUUAAAGACUUGAGAACAUUUCGUUUUGUUUUCAGGAAAAUGAAAGAAGUUAGCGCAUGGCCCCGGGCAGAUUAUUGAUUGUCCAUACACAUUACACACCGGACGCGAUUCGACAAUGCGACACGAUUUUUAAGUUUUUGAAAGUUAAUAAAACAGCCAAUGCAUGAGGGCAAAUUUUGAAUGAUAUGUAGACCAAAUAACUCAAAAUGUUACAGCGCUUCUAAAUAUUUGGGAAAUGUAAACUAGGAUCAAAGUUAUGGUUCAGUGAAAAUCGAAAAAUCGCGUUGCGUUGUCCAAUCGCGUCCGGCGUGUAUAGACCUUACUUCUUCGCGUGAUUACAAUGGUGACAGUGGAAUUUAGUUUAUAUUUCAUUGGUCUUUGAGAGCGAGAUGCUUCGCUUCUUUUACGUCAACACAACAAUGGUAUGUGUUGUGGGAAUGGAAGCGAAACAUUUCGCUUCUUGUUGCCCAUUGGCUGUAUGGAAGCGAGAAGUUUCGCUUCUUUUACUAACACAACAAUAGUACAUAUGUAUGUGUUGUGGGAAUGGAAGCGAAACAUUUCGCUUCUUGUUGCCCAUUGGCUGUAUGGAGGCGAGAAGUUUCGCUUCUUUUACUAACACAACAGUAGUACAUAUAUAUGUGUUGCGGGAAUGGAAGCGAAACAUUUCGCUUCUUGUUGCCCAUUGGCUGUAUGGAAGCGAGAAGUUUCGCUUCUUUUACUAACACAGCACUAGUACAUAUAUAUGUGUUGCGGGAAUGGAAGCGAAACAUUUCGCUUCUUGUUGCCCAUUGGCUGUAUGGAAGCGAGAAGUUUCGCUUCUUUUACUAACACAACAGUAGUACAUAUAUAUGUGUUGCGGGAAUGGAAGCGAAACAUUUCGCUUCUUGUUGCCCAUUGGCUGUAUGGAAGCGAGAAGUUUCGCUUCUUUUACUAACACAGCACUAGUACAUAUAUAUGUGUUGCGGGAAUGGAAGCGAAACAUUUCGCUUCUUGUUGCCCAUUGGCUGUAUGGAAGCGAGAAGUUUCGCUUCUUUUACUAACACAACAGUAGUACAUAUGUAUGUGUUGUGGGAAUGGAAGCGAAACAUUUCGCUUCUUGUUGCCCAUUGGCUGUAUGGAAGCGAGAAGGUUCGCUUCUUUUACUAACACAACAAUAGUACAUAUAUAUGUGUUGUGGGAAUGGAAGCGAAACUUUUCGCUUCUUGUUGCCCAUUGGCUGUAUGGAAGCGAGAAGUUUCGCUUCUUUUACUAACACAGCAAUAGUACAUAUAUAUGUGUUGUGGGAAUGGAAGCGAAACUUUUCGCUUCUUGUUGCCCAUUGGCUGUAUGGAAGCGAGAAGUUUCGCUUCUUGUUACCCAUUGGUUACUACAAGCGAAAUGUUUCGCUUUCUCGGACACAAUAUAAGAACGCAUGAGUCGCUUCAAAAAUCACAAUAUAUUAGAAGGAAUUUAUUCGCAUAUUAUGCCGAUUGCCGCUAUCAAAAUAUUCAAAUUAGCCUGCGCUUAGCCAGCCAAAUUCUCCGAUAUAGCUCGUCUGAUGAUCAUGAUGUCGUAUUCCUGCAUAUACUGUACAAAGACGGACCAUCCUUCAAGAUGAUCUGCAUACGCAUGUCUAGAUCUGUGGGAAUUCAAAGUUUGCAGAUUCUUCGUCUUGACAAAUGGUCCACAUGCUUUCCACGUUUAUGUCAGUAACAGAGGUUUAUAUAAUACCUUUCUUUUCUCAUGUUUGUGUCAGACUUUUAAAUACUAAAUAAGCAAUGGUAACGAGUAGAGAUUGCUGUUUAGUUAAAGUUGAGCUAUACUGUAGAACGCGUAUACGGCUUUGGCCGCUUUAGGACUAUUAUACUGUAUUUGUCACCUUUCUUGCCACAUUCAAAUUACAAAUUAGAGAAACAUAUACGACAUCACUGUAAAUUGCAAACGUGGACUAGCAUGAGGAAUUUGUUGCGAAGUAGCGGAAUAGUUUGCUUUAUUUUUUAAAACAAUGAUUGCAAUAAUUAAUUCAUGCAGCAUGUACAGUAUAUACAUAGACCAUACAGUAGUUGUAGCUGACACUGCUGACUAUAUUUUUUGACGUAGCUGUAGCUGCCGUCCUGCCGACUACCGCAAAAUAUUUGUAAUUCACUAUACUCACAACCCCAUUCACAAAGGCUCGCCGCGGUUUCUUAAAUGUUAAGUGUCCUUUUCAUACUCAGGUUGAUAGGAUAUCAUGCAUAAAAACGCACUAUCACUUUGCCAAACUACUGUAUUUUGCCGACUUACGUUUAAUUGUUUUGAUCAUAAAUCAUUAUCGACAAUCGGGCGGCUGUAUAGUUUUGAAUAUUUAAUUUACCUAAAGGCACACGUCUUGUGUUGUGUGACACACUACCUGACAUACACAGUGACAAUACCUCGUCCUUGCUGUCUAUACUGGAGAAAUUUAAAGGAGCACGCAAUCACGAGAGCAGGCCUGAAGGGAAACAAGAAGCACGUGACUACAUUAUAGAAACUUUCAAGAAAUAUGGCUUACAUGUCUGGACGGAGCGGGCGAAGAUUGGAGGCGUAAGUUUGGCUGUUUGUUAGUUACUCUUUCUUUGUGUGAACGAAUGGAUCCGGACAAACUUGGGAACGUAAGAUAAAAUAUUUAUAUUUAUUUUCACUAUAGAAUUUGUUUGCUGAGAAUAUAGUGGGUAUGAUAUCCUCAAACAGAACAGGAACGGCUGAUGAUCAGAUAGUGAUAGUGGGCGCACAUUAUGAUACUACCAAGAUUACUACGGGAAUUGAUGAUAAUGGUUCUGGUGUCACUGCAUUGCUGCAAGUUGCGAAAAAUAUUGGUGAGCAAUAACAUGUGUAUAAUACGGUAUUCAUAUACGCCGAUAUGAGAGCCGUCUUAAUUGAUAUACUCGUUCGUCGACUUGAAAAAAAAGCUAGGGACCUUACGCUACGUAGGACGGCAGUGGGAUGACGAUGGCCAAAACGUCUUCAAAUAUAUGUAUUCUAAAAAAAUCUUGUAUUUUAUCAGUCUGAUGAAUUUAACUUGGGAGGUUGGUAUCUUGAAAUACAGGCGUUGUAGCCUACCAAUACAUAACAAUCUGUUGUUUUCUAUUUUUGGACAGAAUGUCAUUGUAUUUAAUAGCCAUGCUAUUUAAACAAUGAUAUUAUAAUAAUUAUUCUCAAAAGAGAUUGUACGGGAGUGUUAGGCCCUGUUCACAUGAACCCGGGACAGCCUUAUGUCUCGGGGCAAGCAAUUGUCGCGGGACAAAAAUUGUCUCGGCUGCUUAGUAAAAGAAUAGUGCUGUUCACAUGAUAUUUUACUUGUCCCGGGACAAGAAUUGACCGAAUUGAAGAAUUGAAGAGUGCCUCGCCUCUGUAGACAGGGACACUCGCCUAGCCGGGACAACUUUUCCUCAUGUGAACACUUUGCCCCGGGGCAACUUUGUCCUGGGAUAAUUGAAUUUUUGGUAAAACGAUCAAAAUCGCGGCUAUAAUUACAUUUAGAGCACGUUGGACUUCACAAAACUUGUUAUUUGAUUGAAGAUAUCAUUAGAAAUCUAUAACUGAUGAUUCUAAUAAUAUUAAAAUAAAAUUGUCGCUAAUAUCAUGUUUGAAACCAAGAAGUGUAGUAUGUUACUCAAAGAAUUUGAUCUGGUCAAUCAGAAACAAUGAAUUGAGGACAUUUUAUUACGGCUGAUAAUCAACUACGUUCUAUUUGUAAAUAUCAUAACAUAAAAUACGACUUCCGUUUAUCAGAAUGUUUUUUAUUUAGCAAUAUUUCACCGUUUCACGUUGGCGGGAAUAUUUUUAUUAUGAUUCCCGCGUAAUGUAUUUAUAGCCAUGACCCGCGCUAGCUUUGUUCAUGUGAACAGACGAUAUCAGUACCCCGGGUCAAUGACUUGUCGCGGGACAGUUGUUUAUCCCUGGAUCAUGUGAACAGGGCCUAAAGGACGCGCCGUCGUCAAUUUGCGGCCCUGCUACAACCGCUGACGACACUGUGUUUGCGGACAAUGCUAAACCUCCAAGCAAGCUUUCAAAGGUCCGGAUGGCGCUACCCAGUGGAUUGCAAUUUUUCAAGGUUUUUAUGAAUGGAUGAUAUUGGAUGAAAAUUUAUCAAAUACAAAUAUGGACCUAAAAUUAACGGUCAAAUAUAGAAAAGCUUGAGAAGCUCUGUGUAUUCGGUGGUAGCGCAACCAUGUGCUUUAUAAUACUGCCGAUUAAAAUUUGCAAUAUGUACUCUGAAACGUUUGUUGUUUGUCCUUAUGUCCUUCACGCAGGAAAAGCAAGAUGUGAAGUAAAGAACACUAUAUUAUUUGUUGCAUUCGAUUUUGAAGAAUGGACUGAUGAGUGCAAUGACAUAGCGUGUGGUAGCAAUCGUUAUGUGAAAAACAUCACCAGUUACCUUAGCAAAUCAGGGGGCACAAUCAGUGGUGCCAUUAUAUUAGAAACAGUGCUCAAUCAUAAUUCUUCAGCAGGUAUGUGCUCUAAGUUGCAAGAUAAUAAUACGAUACGUAUUUUUUAUUGCCCCAUUGGAGAGAUUCGUCAAAACAAAUUUACGUCACACUUGGCUGAUAUUAAGCCUGGUUCACAUUGAUCGGCGAUGUUCUACGAUCCAUUGUUUGUGUACAACGAAGAAGAAAAUGCACAAAACAUUUUAUGCAUCAAUGACCACCGACAAUGGGCAUCGCCGAUGUUUACGAUCAAUGUGAACCAGGCUUUAGAGAGGCUCAGAUUUGACUACCACUACCGCUACUACUCACAAGCUUAAUACGCAAUUGAUUGGUUAAUCGGAUAGAAUAAAUGCAUCUGAUUGGUCAAUGAUGACGGUAGUGGAAGUCAAAAUCUGAGUCUCUAUAAUACACAACUAAAUACUCAAAUAUGUAUGUGUUUUUAUCCAAGAAAACCAUCUGGAAAAAAUCCAUACGUACGCGCGUUGUGUCCGUAGAAAAACCAUAGUCUAUCAAGAUAUAAUGGGCUGGAAACUAAACAGUUAAAACAGAAGUGAUUGUGUUAUGUUUUUGGUUUAUGUUAAUUGACCAUUUGCGUAAUAGACUAAAUUUUGAUCUAAACAAGUCUAGACAAAAAUUUCAUCACAGCUUGAAAGAGCAUCACAAAAUUAGUAAUAUUCCAAAGUUUCGUUGCGAAAUGUUGUAAAAUGCGGAUAAUAUAGCCUUUCGAAAUUUGCAAUUUUCAGUCAUUUGAGAUUACAAACGGGAAAUUGACAGUCCCGAAGGGUUUGGGGCUGUCAAUUUCCCGUUUAUAAUCUAAAAUGACUCAGUGAAAAUUGCAAAUUUCGAAAGGCUAUAUUAUUCGCAUUUUACAACAUUUCGCAACGAAACUUUGGAAUAUUACUAAUUUUGUGAUGCUCUUUCAAGCUGUGAUGAAAUUUUUGUCUAGAUCAAAAUUUAGUCUAUUCACGCAAGUGGUCAAUUGGUGCUCAGUCGCGCGAUUGCGCUCAUCACCCAGACCUAGUGAUGUCUAGCACCUCACUCCUAGAGAAGUCCAGCAGCAUCCUAAAUACUGCUUUACCAUGUACAUUAUCUGCUUUUCGAAUAGCGAUUAGUGGAACUUUAGUUUACUGUUAGCGAGUGUCAGUUUCUUGAAACAAUGCAAUUGAUUCGUGAGCUCACGAGAAAAUAGUCCGCAGAAUGCUUUAGUUAAAAAUAUCAUGGUUAUACCUAAAAUCUCGGGGUACAGCCAUAUUUUCAAAUAUACUGUACUUUAAAAGCUGAUUUACUGUACUGUGCUGUAGCAACUGUCCAGUCACGCAUACGUGAUAAAAAGCCGAUGUGAAAUUUCUAAACAAAAAGUAUAGUAGGCCUAAAACAGAUAUUUAACUCAUUAUGCAAACUUUGAUGUAAGUGUGUUUGCACUGCACAUCGAGAAAACUGAAUUAUCAUCGAAAAUAUGUUAGAGAAGUUACUUUACAGUUUAGACUGUUUUCAAGUGGCACGAUAAAAAUUGCGCCAUGUCACAGUAAAGGUUCGUUUACACUUGGACUUUUUGCUCCACACCCUUAAUCCUCCUCAUUCAACAUAACGGCCUCCUUUUCACCAUUAUGAAUAUUAAUUAAACUCAAUCCUCCUUAAAAGUCAGGGUUGAACGGUAUCUAUAUUACUACUAUAUUAACGCUACAUUGGAAAUUAUACGAUGGAUAUGGUAAACACUGUAGUUCACUGACAAGCAAUUAUAUAGUGAGACAGUUUUCUCUUCCUGUCGAUUGCACUGAAGGAUUGAAUGCAUGACAUACUAUAAGUACGUAUAGCGCUACCACGGUGAUACCCAUGCAGCUUCUUCCGCGGUAAACUUGGUGGCAAACGAUUGAAUAUUUUUAGAGGGAAUGGAAAAUUUUCGCGCCCAGCUGGGCUCCGAUUUUCAAAAGUUGCCUGCGGAGGAAGCUAUGCAGUACUAUCCUUGUCUUUUUCUACUCACGCACAUGCGUCAUGGGAAAAAAAGCACUAUGAAAUUAACAGUGUGAAAUAUACAACGACAAAUAUCCAAUGAAACAUUUCUUGAGCAAUAUGUAUAGCUAUAAAUCUCACACUUUUUCCCUUUAGCUAGGCAGAAGGAAUGGAUAUUUUUCUUUCAUUUUCACUAGAUUCUGAGAAAUUACCAAAUGGUUUUGACAAGCUUUUACCUGACGUUUAUAACGAAGUCAAGAAUGACUCUAUGCGAGGAAAUUUUCUGGCGGUAACUGGAAGGAAAGAGUCGGAUAAAAAACUUAUUUCUUUAAUUGCAAAGCAUUUUUUGAAAGGUAUAUAUAAUCACUCAUAAAUGUAUGGCCAUGCAUGAUUAGGUGAUGCAAAGGCUAGUACAGAAUUGGAAAAUAAUUCUCUCACAAAAACAUUUACGAGUUGCAUUAUAGUUCCAUGACGUUUCCAAACGCUGAAUCUAUUCUAAUUUUUAUGAGACCUCAAGGUGCGAUAUAUUUCAACAUUUUUAGUUGUUCCUCUGCACUGGUAUCCCAAUGACUAAAAACCUCGCGGUACAAACUGACAUUCGAUGUGGAACUAGUCGUUAUCAUAUAAAGUGUAUACAUGCAUGCAAAGCUAAAUAUCGAUAUUUAACGUGACACUACGUCAAUUGUGUGCGUUUGUAAAUGCAAUAGAUGAUUCCCCUGAAUUACUACGUUUUCGUAGCGCUUUGCAUUGUGGUUAUAGUGGUAUUACUGAUAAAGAUAGCAGCCUCGAAUUAUUAAAGCGAAUGUCUACUUUUAAAGCUGAUGAAGUUGCUAUCUUUAGUCAAGAUUUUGGUGUUUUUUCUGUAAAAAUUAGUAACAGAACUUUAGGCAGAACUUUUCAGUUUCAGUUAUUUUGCUCGCUUUAAUAUAAUAUAUUAGAUUGACAAAGUUAUUGAAUCUAGUUCUAGUAUAUAUACCUGAAUCUUACUUUAAAUCUUGUAAUACAACAAAAUAUAAUAGGGAUAUAUUUUUUCGGGACACAGUGUAUGUAGGAUUGUGCUCUCGUUGCUAACUUCCAACUUUUCAAUUGCUUGUCACCCACAUGAUAGUUGUUCAUGAUUUACCUAUAGCAUACAGUAUUCUUCCAGACGUUUCACCGUAACACACCUAUUGACUCCUAUAAAUAUCGUUUAAACAGAUUCAAAUUAUCGUACGCAGUUAAUAAAGGUUCCUAUCAAAGGACGGCCAAGUUCAUUUCCGGGUUCCGAAUACUAUAACGAUCUGUAUCGCAGUGAUCACUACUCAUUCUGGGAAGCAAAUGCUUCGUACAGUGCCCUGAUGUUGACAGAUACAGCAGACUUCAGAGGUUACAUGCAGCGAUGUUAUCACAAAGAAUGCGAUAAUCUCAGUCAUGUUAAGGAAGAUGAUCUGGAGUUCUUACGAAGAUCAAUCAAUGCUGUCAUUAAAACCGUUCUAGAUCUCAGCGAAGUAGGUAAGUUGAAGGAUGUGUAAACAAUAAAACUAAAGUCCAGCCGCAUGUUAACUGCCACAAUUUUUCACUUUGAUGAUAAAACGCCCAGCAUAAAUUAAAAUGUCUCAAUUCAUUUCUAAAGUAGUUGCAAGUGCUAAUGCAUGUCGUAUUUUGUAAAUAAUUAAAAUAUUAUAUAAAUUAAUUAAGUAAAUGGAAUGAUAAGAAAUAUUCCCCGAGCCGACGGCGCGAAGCGCCGUGCGAGGGUACUAAUUCCCCCCCCCCCCCGGCUAUUUACACCCGGGGAAACGAAAGCAUUAGCGAAAUCUAAAGUUCAUCAAUUAUCGCGGACGCUCACCAACGAUGUUGGGGUGUUGGGUGGGUGGUCAUCCUCACUGUUCUCAAAAUAUGGCGGACUGUCAUGAAUAGCCGACACUGAUUGGUCCAAUUUAAAGUUUGCAUUAUAGCAAACGAAAGCAGAGAAAUAGCAAACAAUUCUUGAUUUGAUGAUUGAUAAAUUUCUUGCAAAUAUAUUUCAUUUUUGCUCGCAUUCUGCAAGAUUUUGUAAAUUUCAAAAGCUUUCUCAUAAAGAAAGGGCGAAAGAAUCGGCUAUUAGAAGGGAGCCGACGUUAACGAAGGUAAGCUUGUUUUAAAUAUUGAUUUUAUAAUUGCUUUAAAACCCGACGGCCUUUGGCCUUUUGCGUAUAUGAAACAACUAAACAAGACAGCAUAUAAUUUCAGUGUAUUAUUAAUAUUGAUCCAUUUUUUAUUAUAUUGAAUUUUUUAAAUAAAAAAGAAAGCGAAGUUAUUUGCAUACAAGAAUUUGACAAAUAGAGACCUCUGCCAGCAGGGAAAGUUUAUCGAUAAAGCCAUUUAAUUAAAGGCAGUUUUAAUGUACUAUUUAAAAAACGAGCAGGAGUGUUUUAUUAGGUUUAAAGCCACGAGCGCGCAGCGCGAGUGGCUUUAGACCCAAUAAAACACGACCUGCGAAUUUUCUAAAUGGCUUCAAAAACGUUUGCAUAAUAAGUUAAAUCUUUAUAUACACGACCUGCGAAUUUUCUAAAUGGCUUCAAAAACGUUUGCAUAAUAAGCUGAAAUCUUUAUAUAAAAAUCUUUAUAUAAAAAUCUUUAUAUAAAAAUCUCUAUAUAGUUUGCAUAACAAUGGUCUUUUGUUAAAGUGUUCUUUAGCUGGUAUAAAGACGUAUUUGCAUAACAAUGGUCUUUUGUUAAAGUGUUCUUUAGCUGGUAUAAAGACGUAUGCACGUGACUAAUUUCUUACUCAAGAUUGGAUAUUUAAUUGCUUCAUGAAUUAUUAAUGAGUUUUUGAAAGUUUUAUAAAGAACACUUUAAAACGUUUUGCGAAACGUUUGUGGUUGAAUUUACCUUAAAUUGAAGCUUAUAUUACGUAUAACAACAUUCCUAACAUAUAUAUGUUGGGAAAUUGAUAAUUUUGUAAUUAAAAGUGAUAUUUUUAGGCGAUUUUUUAUUUGUAAGAAUAGUCUUAAAAAAUUAUCGUGUUACCAUGACAACUACUUUAGAUAUUUCAUGUUCGGAAAAUACAAUGGUUUUGUCAGCAAGGCGAGGGUUUCUGCAUACAUGUAUUUUCUAGUUUUACAAUAUUUUCGAACCCUUCAUUUACGUUAAAUUUCUGCUUUUUCAAAACAGAAUACAAAAUUCCGGAAUAUCACUUUAGAAUGUCAAAAUAUUCUAAAUAUUUAUUGUUUCUUCAUUAACAUAUUCUAUUCUAUAAUUCCACAAAGUAAGAAGUAAGAAAGACCCACAGAAUUUACUUACAUCACACUUAAUCUUGUUACAAUCAAUGUUAUUCUUAUCAAUUAAAAGUACGGGUUAUGAGUCAAAGAUCAGUUCAUAAUGUGAACUCUAAACAGGUCCUGGCCACUCACAUCGACAAUACUUUGACUGAACACCAUUUUGUGCGGGAAUACCACGCAUCAAGUAACGACAUCGAAGCUCUCUGAGACGACCUUGAGCAUCUGCUACGUCAGUCGUGUUGAUGGAACUCCACAAUCUUUCAGAGAUAGCUAAGGAUCUUGGCCAGCUUCUUGAGAGAAGGUUUGUUCCAUCCACCCACUCACCCCACAUACACGUUGUUCCACCAAGUACAAGCUUCUUCUGUGCACUUGUUCCAUGAAAUGCAGUCGGUUCAACACUAUAAUAUUUUGGCCAAUCAUCACCAUAUGAAAUGUAAUUCAAGUACCAUGGUGAAGAACGUACAACGUUCAAGUUCUUUGCUGUAACUUUAGCCAUUUCAUCUUGCCAACCACUUUUCCAAACAUUAACCACGGUAUCAGAUUUCACAGUCACUUCAUUAUCAAUCACUUCUUGCCAAAUGAUAUAUUUCUUAUUCAAACCACCAACAAUAUCAAUUAACUUUUGUUCAUAAUACUGUUCAAGAAGUGAGAAAUUCUUGCCAAAUCCCAUUUUGUCCAUCCAAGCCAGUACAUCAGGAUUGCUCUCCCAGCAACUGAACGACACUUCAUCUCCGCCCAAGUGAAUGUAGUCAUCGAAGAAACGAUUGCCUAUUUCUUCAAAGAAUGAUUUAAGGAAGGUGUAAGUGGAAUUUAAUGUGGGGUUGAUAGGACCAUAAGUUCCAGUUGGUUUUCCACCAGAAUAACAUGGUGUAAGAAGAUCUUUGAUGCUGACCCAUGACUGCGUGUGUCCAGGUGUGUCAAACUCAGGUACUACACGAAUACCACGCAUUCGACCAUACUCAAUAACUGCAGCCACAUCAUCUAAUUUAUAAAUAUGCGUGACGUUGUUAUAAGCACCGACAUUGCUGAGUGAGGGAAAUUUUUCACUCACAAAUGGAAAUGAUUGAUCAUCAACAAUAUGCCAGUGCAAAAUAUUAUACUUAGCAUAUGCCAAUGCAUCAAUAUGACUUAAUAUCACACUGACAUGUAUAAAAUGUCUGGAUGUAUCGAUAAGAAAACCGCGGUAAUGAAAUCGAGGGAAGGCAUUAAUUUUGCCUUCUCGAGCCAGGUAAUCUAAUAAUAACAUUUAAUAUCCAUCUUUGGUUAAAAAAGUACAAUGGAUUUACAAGAAGUGCUAAGGUUAAAAUUGAUAAUGGUUAAAAAAGUACAAUGGAUUUACAAAAAGUGCUAAGGUUAAAAUUGAUAAGAAAUUUUACUAUUAUUUACAUCAAUGUUGCUAAAAAUGUUUAUACUAGUUAUAUAUUCUAUAAAAUUAAUUUAGGACUGUUUUAAAAGGGAUAUAGCUCUAGGUAUAAAGGAUUGCCUGUGUCUUUUAGUAUACGAUACAACAUAUGGUAGAUUAUUUGUUGUUCUUAGAUCGUGUUCAUGGGUAUAAGGUUGGGGGAUAAGUUUAUUACAUGGGUUGGUCGGAUCACUUAGAAUUCUUUGGUAUUCCUUAAUAGUUAGGUGUGCCCUUCUUUGUUCUAGCGUUUCAAAGUUGCACCGAGAUGUGCCGAGGAUUUUGAUGCAUCUGUUUUGAAUGCUCUCUAUUUCAUCAAUGAGAUAUUGUGGUAAACCACCCCAUAUCGGAGCUGCAUAUUCUAAAACAGGUCUAAUCUUGGAUUCAUAACAUGUAAUGCCGACCUCAGGAGGAAGAUUCGCCCUACGGCAUUCUCUCAGACUAAACAUUCGUUUAUUUGCUUUCCUUACAAUGUUCUUAACAUGACAGUUCCAUUUCAAAUUGUUUUGAUGCCAGACACCCAACAGUUUAUGAGAAUUUACUCUUUCCACUACCUCGUUUCCAAUGACCAAUGGUUCUGGUGCCGGUAUUGCUGUGUUAAAACAUAUCCACAUAUCUUUUGUUUUCUUCGAAUUUAUCGUCAUUUUGUUCCUAUUAGACCAUUCUUGUACUGCUUCAAGGGCCUCCUGCAUAUGGCUGGAUGAACCUUGUGACACCACUUCGUCCUGUGUACAAUCAUCCGCGUAUUUGCAUAUGUUUAUGGAUAAUCCAUUUGGGAUUGAGUUCUCAAUAUCGUUAAUGUGAAUAUUAAAAAGAGCGGGGGACAUCACAGAACCUUGUGGGACUCCUGCAGGACAAGGUUUGACCGAUGAUAGGGUUCCUGCUAGUUUGACCUGUUGUCUUCUAUCUUCCAGAAAACUACGCGUCCAUAGCCAAAAGGCUUUGGUUACAUUCAUUUCUGCGAGCUUACGAAGUAGAAUUCCGUGGUCAACAAGGUCAAACGCUUUGCGAAAAUCUAUGAAUAGUGCAUGAACUCCAUUUUUGGCGCUAUGAGUAUUGUCGGUCACAUUAAACCAGUUCUGCGAGAUGUUGGUGAGUGCGGACACGGUUGAUCGUUUGCUUGUAAAGGCAUGCUGAUUAUCAUUUAUACGUGAACUGGGAAGGUUCAGUUUGAGCUGCAGCUUUUCCAGCACUUUAGCCAUUUGGGGAAGAAUGGAUAUCUGGCGAAAGUCAUUCUCUAUAUCUCUUGGUGGAUUGACCUUCGGAACUGGGAUAACUAAGGCGUGUUUAUACGCAGUUGGAUAUUCACAUUCUUUUAUACUGGCGCAAAUAAUGUCAUGAACGAUGGGCGCUAGUUCUUCACAGUAUCGUUUAAGCACCCAUGCUGGAAUCCCAUCGGACCCGGUGGCUUUUUUAGAGUUUAGUUGUUUCAAGGCAGUCUUAACCUGUCCAAUUGAGGGAGUAGGAGGAUUUUCUUGCCUCAGUGAUGACGCUACGUCUUCAAGACUAGGGAUUAUGGUUUCAGGAAGUUUUGACCAUGGUUUAGUAAAUAUAUUCUGCAGUAUUUCCACUGUAUCGGGAGUGCUGUCUGAGAUUAAGUUGUUGUUUAGAUUGUCACCUUCAAAGCCAGCUAACUGGGAUAUCGUUCUAUGCCAUUUUGCUGCAUCGUGUUUGCGUUUGCUUUUGACCUUAGAUGAAUAAAAUUCUGCUUUAGCUUUCUUGAUAAGUGUAAUGAUCUUAUCAGCCAAUUGUCUAUAUUUGGUCAUGUUCCGAGUAGUAUAGGCUUUUUGCCUCGCUUUAAUCUCUUUUUUGAUAUAAGCCGUCAUCCAUGGCUUGUCAGACGCAUGGGUACGUAUCGUGGUUACAGGUAUUGUUUUAUCUAAUAUGUCUAUCAUAGUAUUUGUAAAAAGACUAACUUUGUUAUUGAUAUCUCGAGCCUCAAAUAUUGAUUUCCAGUCCUCAAGGUUUAAUUUUAAGCCGAGUGCAUUUAGGUUACAUGGUUUCGUUAGGCGCACUUUUCGAGUAGAAGGCUUCACGGUUUGUAUUGUUCUGGGACUAUACAACAAACAUUGAUGGUCAGAGCGACCAACUGGAGGCAGGUGCACCACUUCUUUAUAUAAAUCUGACAUGUUCGUUAGUAUUUGGUCUAAAACUCUGGUGCCUCUUGUCGGUGCUUUUACAGACUUCUUCAAGUUAAAUCUUCUGCAUAGUCUACUCAGCUUCAUUUGAUUGAAGUCUCCCAUUAUGCAUACACCAGCAGACGGGUAAUCUCGUAAGACAGAAUCAAGUCCCCUAGUAAUAUACUCAAUCAGUUCUCUUUCACUUUCUGCCGACUGCCCUGGGGGGAAGUAAACGCCAACUGCCACUAUAACGCUAAAAGGCCUAGGGGUUCUGGGGGGUUUAAGAAGCAGCCAUAGGACCUCUCUGUUAUCUUCUUCUAAAUUUUUUGCCAUAUUCAUCUUGGUAUACAAGUUGACUAAAUGUUUCAAGUCCUCGCAAAGCUCCCCAAGUUGUGUUCUCGGUUAAACUUGAUGCUAGAGCACUCACUGUUAGUGCAUAUGAUUCAUCACUUUCAAAUGUCAUAGGUGCAUACUUUUUUUUCACUGUAAUUUCCAAGGACGUCAGCGCAGAUAGAUCACGGCGAAAUCUGAGCACAUUCGAGUGAAUCUUGUCAGGAAAUGUAAGACCACGAUAUCUUUCCAUUGCAGCUGUUAAAACAUCACUUCCCUCGCCUGUUGAUGUGAAUUUAAAUGUGCCUGGACUCAACGAGAAUGUUUCUUCACCAACCGUAUGUUGUUGUGGUUUGGGCAAGAUAGAGCCACUUACAUAACCAUCAGGACCUAAAUGCACAUUCUGUCUGCCACAGUUCACUGCAUUUUCGUGCGGCGAGGAAGGGUCCGAAGGAUUGCACUGUUGCGGUACUUCGACAGCUUCACAACCAAGUAUGAAAGCACAUUAAUGACUAGCACAGUGUGUGAUUAUGACCAUAUCAUUUUUCGGUGUCAACCGAAAUUUAUGACCUUUGCGAAAUGUCUGACAAAGCGUGACAUAAACCACUUCGCACGUAUAUACUCGAUCGAACACCGCCCCCGAAUGAGCGUCCCGUCCCUCCUCGACAUAAUAUUUUUUUAAAGCUCCGCUCCCGAAUGUGCGCCGCACUAAUUAAUUUCAAAUGCGGCGCUUAAUCAAAUCCCUUUCAAUGCGACGAAUUUACAUCUUCUGAUGUCGAGAAAGCAUGUCCAACAAUGGUUACUAUGCAGCAGUUGGACUCGGAUCAUGAAGAGGACAGUGACAUUGACUCUUUGUAAACUUGUAAACAGUGUAAAAACUUUCCUCCGUCAAAAUGGGGAGAUUUGGCGACAAAGAAUUUAAAGAAUUUAAAUUUUAAUUUAAGUAAAAGAUUUUUUAAAGAGCGCCGCCCCCAAUUGAGCGCCGCCCCUGAAUGAGUGCCGCAUCUGAAACUCUGAUAAUUUAAAGAGCGCCGCGGCGCUCAAACGAGUAAAUACGGUAGUCGCUCAAGUCUAACAACGCAAGUUUUUUACUAAAUUUUCAGACAAAAUUUAAGACGAGACACUGUGCCUGUGACAUUUUUUAUUAUCCUUUUUGGAAAACAUUUCAAAAGCCAAUAUAAUCAGGCCUUGAUCUCAAACUGCGAAAAAGUUCAAAUACAUUAUAUAAAAUACAAACAUAUGCAAGAGAGAAAUUUCUGUCACUAGCAUUCAUUCAGUGACGAAACAUCUUCAAAGAGUCUAUCAUGCCGAACUGUUUUAUUUUUUCGAUGCUUAAAUAAAACCGGAACUAUUACUUAAUUAAUUUACGUUAGUCCAUUCCCCCCCCCCCCCCCCCUCCCCACACACACACACACACACAUUAUAGGGACUAAAGCGAGCGUUACGUCCGGUGAAUGUUUAAUGAGAUAUCCACUAUACCGAAACAUGCCUAUAAACACGCAUUGGUAGCAAUUUUGUAUCGAGUAUUGUUUGCUCCGGAUUUCUUUUUAACUUUCGCCUUCAGACAUUGUUGACAUUUUCGAAACUUUCGGCUGCCUAGUCCCGUGUGGUGGCACAUAACUUGAAUUUUUUUGGUGUGACGCAUAGAAAUUUUUAAAGGAGUAUUCGCAGUUUUCUAACAACCUUUCCAUUGUCUUUAUGUGAUGAUCUUCUUUCUCCACUUCAGAUAACGCCUUUCCAAACUGGCAAUCGAUACCAUUGACAGCCAAUCUCCCGAAUUCCAUGAUAAAAUUCGUGAUAGUUGCGCGAUUUUCGAUAUUACACGGAUAUUUUCGCUCAGUCACUAUUAUCGUAUCGGCCGAUAGGCGGUAGAACUGACGAUAUACUAUAAAAACAAUUAUUGGAUGAGGCUGAGCAUGAUAUCAAGAAUUAUUCAGACCGAAGUUAAAUGCAUGUUAUCUACCGAAGCGAAGCUGAGGCGGAUAUAACAUUGACCGAGGUCUGAAUAAUUCUUGAUGUCAUGCGAAAGCCGAAUUCAAUAAUUGUUUUAUUAUACAUUUAAAGACACCAGAAACGUAUAAAAAAAUUAAACGAAGUUUAUUAAUGUUUCAAGUAUAUUUAUUUUAUUUUCGCGCGCUUUUGGGUUUGAGUUGUUAGCAAUAGCCGCGCCGGGGAUUGGGGAUUGGGCACGACAGCGUCCAAUAAUUUUUUGGAUGCACGUUUUUAACGCUGAGCACGUCGGCAGCUGAGGUUUCGUGAUAAGUACCGAAUACUGAGAAUUAUCCGGUGCUCUCUGACCAAUUAGGAACGAAAUCGUGAUAUUGUUUCGCAUGUGUAAAUAUAGUCGUUUUAUUGCAUAUGGUUUUUUAAAACCGAAAAAGUCUUUUUAGUUUCUUUACUCUUUAGUUGGAAGAAUUGAAUCCAUUUUCUGAAAGACUAUUUAUUUCUAAGAUUUAUUUCUAACUUUUCUAAGGUAAUAUCGUGACAAUAAUUUUAAUCUUCGCUUGGGCUCGUCUAGUCUGCAUGUGGGAUUUCUCUCCCUCAUACCACCAUUUUCGAGCUUCCGUGAAGCGUGCAUUUAUAACUACGGUUCAAAACGUUUCUUCAGCAUGAGUUUGUCAAUCACAACUUUUUGUUUUGCAAUAAUAACUUUUGUGGGCGUGGUGUCAAGCACAUUGUUUUGCACGCGAAAACUUAAUAACUUUUGUGGGCGUGGUGUCAAGCACAUUGUUUUGCACGCGAAAACUUCUUAUUUUUCACACGGACUGACUUUAUACUGACAAAAUUGCUAUAGAAAUCGAAAUAACAGAUUUAUAGCACCUUCUGAUUAUGUUUACGUAACAAACCUCUGUAAUACAAGUGUCCUUUUGAGUUUUGACGCCGAAAUUCAAAGUUUCGCGUGCAAAACAAUAUGUUUUAUACCACGCCCACAGAAGUUAUUAUGUCAAAACAAAAUGUUUUAGGAGCGAAAUAAAAUGUUUUGAAUGACAAACUCAUGCUGAAGAAACGUUUUAAAGCUAGUUGUAAAUGCACGCUUCACGGAAGCUCGAAUAUGGUAGUAAAUCGCCGUCUUCAUGACUGACAUCUAGUUGCCCCUAGCCUCAAUAUUGAAAAAUAAUAAUAAUCCUCAAUAUUGAAAAAUCCUCAAAAUCUUCAAAAAAUCAAGUGGCUGCUACGCAGGCUAAGUUGCCCCGAUUACGCAUCAUCUGAAUCAUUCUCUUCUAUGAUGGCAUAAUCUGAUUCGAAUUCAUCCUCGUUUUCCUCUGAAUUCCCUUCCACACCAGUACUACCAAUGCACUAGUAUCAGUGGUGCCUAAAUUACUUUGAAUUUGUACUCAAGUAAAAGUAGAAGUAAUUAACAAUAAAACGACUUGAGUAAGAGUAAAAAGUACUGGAGGCAAAACGUACUUAAGUAAAAAGUGCAAAGUAUCCUUAAAAAAUACUUGAAGUACAAAGUAAAAGUAAAAGUACUAUUGUCUGUAGCGUGUAAGGGGGGGGGGACUACUCCAAUGGAUUGAAAUACAAAAGACACAAAACGGCACACGCAUUAUAUGCGUGCACCAUAAUAUAUAAUAUUUCACGGCAUGAUUUACUUUCCAAACCCCGUUGAAGAUAUAAGAAAUCCAUUAAAUAAAUAAUGCUUGCAUGUAAGUAACCCACAAACGAGAGAUCCCAGACGCAUGUAGAGGUCCUAUUACCUAUCCCAAAAUUAGAAUAAAUCGGGAUAAAUCACAUAAAAUUAAACAAAUGUGAGAAAGUAACGAAAUACUUCGCCACAAAAUGAAAAUAACGAAGUAAAACGUUACUUCUUAAAAUGACUUCGUUCCAAGUAAAAGUACUCCACAAAAAGUUUACUUUGUUACAUGCUCACUUCUCAAAAAUAGUACUCAAGUACAGUAACGAAGUACAUUUACUUCGUUACUUGACACCACUGACUAGUAUCGUACGUGCAUGUUGUUGCUCCAAUUGUCCAUCAUCUGAGUCACUCCUUUUUUCGAUUACAUCAUCUGAUUCAUUAUCGUAUCGUUUUUAUCAGAGCCACUAUUUUCCACAUCAGUGUCAAGUGCAUACCAGUAUGGCUUUGGCUCGAGAGGAAUGGUAGGAGAUGGUGUUAAAAAAGGGCAUAGGGGACCUCUGGUGAACCGAUAAUCCUCCGCAAGGAAUCUUCCGUAUGACUUUGUACAGGUUGCUUUAGCGAGGUUGAGGCUCCCACAAGGAUUUUCGUAGAUGUAAUUAUCAAAUUCUGAAGUUUAUUUUGCAACCAAUCUUGAUCUUGGAGCUGGUUGGAUAGUAUAUUUUGAAACGCUUGAAAUUGAUGAAAUUCAUUGCAAUAAGGUGCAUUUUUUCAUCUGGUGUUGUUAACUGAGGCGAAUGCAUGAUAUUCUCCAUUUGUUGUUGCGUGUUGUACAUGGCGUUAAGAAUGGAAGGUUGUCCAUAUGAUUGCUUUUGGAUAUAUUCGUUGACUCGUACCAAUAUAGAAAUCUGUUGCUUGUCCCAAGCAGAUUUGAAGAAUUCUAUAUAGUGAGUAUUCAGACUAAUGUUUCUGGUUUCUUUGCCUUGAUGGAAUAUAUUUUGAACACUAUAUAAUUAUUACAGACAAAUUUCGGAUCAGGUUACAUUGAGAUAGAUCAAGAAAAUAAUCAGAGUCAAUUGCGGAGGGUGUACUUCCUAAAAUUCAAUAUCAUGUAUAGGUGGAUGGUUGUCUUGGCAUUCUCCUGAAGCGUUUUCACCAAUACAGUAUUGUAACUCUGUGCGCAACCACUGCCGAUCCGUUGACGUGAGCGACUGGAUUGGUGAAAGUACUUUCCUCAUGUACGUUCUUUUUAUGGCGUUGCAUCUUGAAUGUCGAAUAUUGUUUCACGCCAAUAUCACAGAUAUGAGACAUAUUAGACAAGACGUUUUAGUAAAGAUCAAAAGAAAACUGUUCCUUUCAACAGAUAUUCACAUUAUUUAUAUAUUUCCUCCUCCUCCUUUUCUUCUCCUCCAACUUUUCUCCUCCACUUUUUCUUCUACUUCUCCUCCUCUUCACUCUCUUCUCUUCUUCCUCCUCUUCUUCUCCUCUUCACGGCCUUCUCUUCCUCAUCUUCUCUUCCUCAUCUUCUCUUCCUCCUCUCCUCUUCUAUCCAUUCUCCUCGUGGGGAAAAUGAAGUUUUGCAAUCAAGCCUAAACAAAUAUAUCCAAAAAGCAAUCAUACGUCAACUUCCCAUUCUUAACGCUAUGUACAACACGCAACAACAACAUGAAGACGAGCCAAGGCAAAGAUUAAAAUUAUUGUUACGAUUACACCUUAGAAAAGUUAGAAAUAAACCUUACUAAAUUUGUAUAUACGUUUAAAACGAAAUAUCCGUGAGUUUAUUUAAUCCGUCGCGGUUUCGCUAUAUAAUAUUAGGCCUACCUUCAGUUUCACUCCGUUUGCUGAGUGCGUGAGCUUGUCCGUGAGUCACAGCGUGAUCAGCCACACUCGUCAGACUCGCUCGGCCAAUCAGAACGUAGCGGCAUCCCUUUGAUGCGCUAUAGUGUGUGUGUGUGUGUGUGUGUGUGUGUGUGUGUGUGUGUGUGUGUGUGAGGGGGGGGGUGUCAUCUGCUAAUGUUUCAAAUUUAAACAAAUUGCUCUUUCCACAUAAUAUAUUGACUUUUUACAUUUUCGUCAUUUAGCAAUAUUGCCUAACUUUUCGAUAGAAAUAUAAAAACAAAUCUCUUUGGUGUGAAAUUUGUAAUGAACAACUAUCUUACUAUUUCUAAAGGUUAUUUUACUAUAAUCAAGGCUUAGCACAGAAGAUUUGGCAGGAUCUUACAUCUCACGCCACCUUCCUUAGUGCAUGGAGUUACACUUUUGCAUGUAAAAGUUGGGAAAGCAUGUUGGGUUUAUUAGAUUAAAUUUUGAAACAAAUCAUUUUUCUUUUUGUUGAUAAGAUUCCUGCAAGUCGGCUGAUGUCAACUUUGGUGGUAUGAGUGUCACAUUCAAUUGGUUUGUGAUAUUGGUGAUGCUACUUGGAACAUUUCUGUUGUAACUCAACGAGAGCUAGGAUAUACUUGCUUCAAACUUUCUUUUCACUUUAGAUUUUAAAACAAAUUAAUAUUUGUCAUUUUUGUUAGCGUUUGUUAGCAAACUAUACCAAUAAAAAUAUAUCUGAAAUAUAUAUUAUAUAGAUCUCAAAAUUCCAUAAAUCUGAGAUAAAGUUUCGCCUGUUUUAAAAUGUUUUAACCAAUCUGUUUUCACUGUGAAAUAGAUGUUUCAGGGGUGGAUCUUAGGAGUCGGGGAGAGACCGGAGUAGGUUACAGCGUUCAAGUGUAUUUGUUAUUGCAAUGCUUUCGAUCUCCGGAUCGUAAUCAGCAUUAUAUAUUAUUAUUAGCAGUAUCAUGAAAACCAAACAUGAGAUCGAAAGAUUUGCAAUAGCAACAUUACAUGGUGUUUUCACAAACCAAGCCAAACAUUAUCGCCAAGAAAAGUAACAAGAACUUAAUUAUAAUGCCCAUUCCUGGGGAUUUGUUUGGCAUCUCUUGAGGUCAGGCAUUUUUCUGUAGGUCCUUCUAGGGGUGUCAGGAAUUUGUUGUAGAGGCUACAAUAAAUCUUUUUACGGUAUUUUAUCUGUCUCGUCCUCAGGCGCUAUAAAACGAUUUCGCAUACGAGUCACUAUAUAAACAGUUUACAUGAAGUAGUGCGUCAUUAUAGGCGCGCAAAGGCGUUCUGCUUAGCUCGUUCUGAUUGGCUCCUCAAUUUUCGCUGCCUCAAGCCCAGAAACCCCUGCGCUUGUUCGUCGCGAUGUACUACUUCAUGUAAAACUUUUAUAUAGUGACCCGUAUGUGAAUUUUUGUAUUAGCGCCUGGGAAUGAGGCAGGUGUUUUAUUAUGAAUAUAGAUGUUCAUGAUUCAUCAAUAAAAUGUUACUCUGAUACGUUCUUCUGAUUUAUAUUAAAUAUAGAUGAACUGGAC
This is a messenger RNA of Paramuricea clavata, 31859 nucleotides long. The record is from the annotation of a GenBank genome assembly. NCBI's taxonomy places the organism in Eukaryota, Metazoa, Cnidaria, Anthozoa, Malacalcyonacea, Plexauridae.